This is a messenger RNA of Spinacia oleracea (spinach), 3219 nucleotides long. RefSeq names its product mitogen-activated protein kinase 15. Gene Ontology annotation, biological process: protein phosphorylation. The transcript has 10 exons. NCBI's taxonomy places the organism in Eukaryota, Viridiplantae, Streptophyta, Magnoliopsida, Caryophyllales, Amaranthaceae. The record is from RefSeq and is a predicted model, not a curated record. Gene Ontology annotation, molecular function: ATP binding; MAP kinase activity. The coding region runs from base 907 to 2604 and encodes 565 amino acids.
AAAAGAGAGUUUCCACUUUUUGUUUCAAAGUCUCAGCUGUCAUUAUCCUCUGUCAAAUUAUGUGGACUACAGUCGAAGCAUAUUAAGUACUCCUCACUAAUUAUUUUCUCAACCUUCUUUUUUGUUUUAAUUUUCUAUGCAAAUUAACAAAAAUCCCUCACUUUUUUUUUAGUUUCUGUGGCUAACUCUUUCCUCCACCCUUCUGCUUGAAGCAGCAUCAUCACUGUUCACGGAACUUCAAAUCUACCCUUUCUUUCUCUCUCCUCUUUCAAAGAUCUGCGAAAACCCCAUUUCAACUUCCAACUUUUAUCCAAAAGAUCUUCAGAUUAUCUGUUUCACAGAUAUUAAAAAGAUAAAAUCUUUAGUACCCAUUGCUUUCUCUUUGUUUUUAAUCAACUUAUUUCAGAUCCUUAUCCAACCCUUCAAUUUUCUGCUUAAUUAUUCAAGAUAAGGAUCUUUUUAUCGAGUAAUUUGAUCUGACGGUAGAAAUUGCUUCAUUUCUUGCUAAUACUAGCUACUUCGAUUUAUGUGUCGUGGGAAAUUUUAGUUAUAGAUCAACACUUUGAUCCGUCUUGUUUUCCAGAAGUUAAUUGCAUCUAUGAACUUAGGGGUUCUCUUGAUUUUGGACUCAAAAACUUCAAAUUGGUUUAUUUUAGCUCAACAAUUGAUUUUUUUGAGUUGGGUUUAGUGAGAAAAACUAAGAGUUUUUUUUUUUUUUGUUUAGUCUGUUUGAUUAAAAGUUCAUAGUAAAGUUCACAUAUUUUGGUAAAUUUUGCCACUUUUAGGGCAUUUGUGAUCUGGGUUUUCGCUUUUUUCUGUAAUUUGCUUCAAGAACUCAACAGUUUUGUUUGGAUCUACUGUAUUGAUUCAUUUGGAUCAAGCGGCCAUUAAUGCUUUGUGGCAAAAAUGCAACAAGAUCAAAGGAGAAAGACGUCUGCAGAAUUGGACUUUUUUACAGAAUAUGGUGAGGGUAACCGGUAUAAGAUAGAGGAGGUUAUUGGUAAAGGUAGUUAUGGGGUUGUUUGUUCUGCAUACGACACUCAUACUGGAGAGAAAGUUGCUAUCAAGAAGAUAAAUGAUAUAUUUGAGCAUGUUUCGGAUGCAACUCGUAUCUUACGUGAAAUUAAACUUCUUCGGCUACUGCGUCAUCCAGAUAUUGUGGAAAUAAAGCACAUUUUGUUGCCUCCUUCAAGAAGAGAAUUUAAAGACAUAUAUGUUGUUUUUGAGCUGAUGGAGUCUGAUCUGCAUCAAGUCAUUAAAGCAAAUGAUGAUUUGACCCCAGAGCAUUAUCAAUUCUUUCUGUAUCAGCUCCUUAGAGGCUUAAAGUAUAUACAUACUGCCAAUGUCUUUCAUCGAGACUUGAAACCAAAGAAUAUCUUAGCAAAUGCUGAUUGCAAGCUCAAAAUAUGCGAUUUUGGUCUUGCAAGGGUGGCCUUUAAUGAUACUCCAACAGCAAUAUUUUGGACUGAUUAUGUGGCAACAAGAUGGUACAGGGCACCUGAAUUGUGUGGAUCCUUCUUCUCCAAGUACACACCUGCCAUAGAUAUCUGGAGCAUUGGGUGCAUUUUUGCCGAACUUCUUACUGGGAAACCUCUUUUCCCUGGAAAGAAUGUGGUCCACCAACUGGACCUCAUGACAGAGUUGUUGGGAACUCCUUCUCCUGAUGCUAUUGCCCGGAUACGUAAUGAGAAGGCUAGGCGAUACUUGAGCAGCAUGCGCAAGAAAAAGCCUAUUCCGUUCUCCCAUAAAUUUCCAAAUGCUGAUCCUCUUGCCCUUCGUUUGUUAGAAAGAAUGCUUGCAUUUGAGCCUAAGGACCGCCCUAAUGCUGAAGAGGCUCUUGCAGAUGUGUAUUUUAAGGGCUUGGCUAAGGUUGAGAGGGAACCUUCUGCUCAGCCUGUCACAAAAAUGGAGUUUGAAUUUGAGAGACGGAGAAUGACAAAAGAAGAUGUAAGGGAGCUCAUAUACAGAGAGAUUCUUGAAUAUCAUCCGAAAAUGUUGAAGGAGUUUUUAGAUGGUUCAGAGCCAACUAACUUCAUGUAUCCGAGUGCUGUUGAUCACUUCAAAAAGCAGUUUGCUUACCUCGAGGAACACUACAAAAAUGGUUCAACUGGUGCUCCAAUUGAGAGACAACAUGCUUCAUUGCCGAGGGCCUGCGUAUUAUAUUCAGACAACUCCGUUCAUGGUUCUACUGAAGUCACUGAUGAUCUCUCCAGAUGCCGCAUUAAGGAAGUUGAAAAGCCGCAUGUAGACAGGAAUGGUGCAAUCCCGAUGACCAGGCUUCCUUUACAAGUUCCUCAAAAUGUCCAGGGAACUGCUGCAAGGCCAGGGAAGGUUGUAGGAAACGUAAUGCGUUACAACAACUGUGGGGCAGCAGCAACAGCAACAGCAGAGGUGGCGGAUAGACGGGUAGUGCGAAAUCCAUCAGUACCCUCUCAAUUUCCUACACCUAGCUGCUCGUACCCAAAAAGAAAUCCCGGGUGCAAAAAUGAAAGAGGAGAAGAUGAAGUUAUGGAAGGGUCUAAUGGGCUACAACCUAAGCCCCAAUACUUAGCUAGGAAGGUAGCUGCAGCAGCUCAAGGUGGACCUGGUAGUCACUGGUACUAAAUCUAUGCGCCUACAUUUUUUGGCAAACUUGACUGCCUAACAACCACUCUCUGCUGUGCUUGGACAUUGGUGGUGUGGGGUAAGGUUAAGAGGUAACCCCGGGACUUGUUUGUUGAAGAUGAGUAUGCCAACUUUUGGAGAUUAAGAUGAAUGAAAGCUGAAAUUUGAUCAGAUUACACUUGAAUGGACCUUUUAAGGUUCAAUAAUCAAGAUUUAGGGUGGUGAUGCCCUACAAACAAACAAACAAACAAACAACUCAUUCUUCAUGCCGGUGACCUGGUUAUCAAACGGUAUGGCCAGAUGAACUGGUGAGUUGUUUACAUUUGGGAACUGUAUCAUUGAUGAUGCCACGCCUUCAAACGGGUGGAAUUUGGUAACUAAACAUUCUGUUUAUCAUCUUUUCUAACACUCAAGUACCAACUAUUUUAAAACUUUUCUGCUAGGAUUCCUGCAAACUCUAUAUUGUUGUUUGCCCCCCCUGUCUAAUGUAUUUUUAUCUCCCGAAAUGUAAUAAAUGACUUCUCAUAUUCAUCCCGACUGAGGAACUAAUCUCGUGUAUAAUUUGAUUAACAUACAUCAUCUUUUGUUAUGCCUAGUUACUUUUUCAACUUUAAA